Molecule: messenger RNA, 532 nt
Organism: Teleopsis dalmanni
Lineage: Eukaryota; Metazoa; Arthropoda; Insecta; Diptera; Diopsidae
Exons: 4
Coding region: 32-493 (153 amino acids)
Source: RefSeq, a predicted model, not a curated record
UUUUCACUUGGCGGAAAAAUAUAACUUUAUCAUGGCGGCGCAACCUCAUAAAGUCAGUAUUGUAUUCAUUUUGAUAUGUUGUAUCUUGGAAAGCAUCGCAAUUGUAAUUGCUGUUUACUCGUUGCACUCUGAUUGCGUUUUGGGUGGAGAAAUAGCUAUAUAUAUUUUUUUUUUCUUUCUUUUAAUUCCUUCUGCUUGGUUACUGGAUGCCAUUUUACUUUUAUGUUUGUUUUUUAUGAAAAAUCUUGGUGUCGAUCCAAUGACUAUUGUUUUCAAUUUUAUUAUUGCAAUAAUGUGCUUUAUAUCUGGAGCUGUUAUGUUUUUAAUAUUAACAACACUUUGUGGAAAUAAAACUCAAUUUUUCCUACUUCUGGCUGGUCUUCUUUGUAUUAUAUCGGCUAUAGUACAUCUAAUUCAUGGCAUAUAUGGACACAAACAUCUGCCUAUGAGUGAAAAGUGUUGGAACAAAAGACAAACAAAGUUGAAGAAAUAAUGUAUAUAUACCAUAAAGUUAAAAAAAUAUAUUUACAGU